AUGCAAACCGCCUCCUCCCUUUGUCGCCCCUACUGCACAUCACGAUACCUUUCGCGGCCGAUUGCGCACCGAACGCCCGCGUCGGUCUAUUUGAGCAGCUGCUUCCCUCCUGCCUCCGAGACGACGACCAGACAACGACGAGCCCUUGGCACCACGACUGCGAGCCGCCGACACCCCCCGCCGCUCACGUUCCCACCGUCCAUGAUGAACAGAAAGCGGGCAGCGCCGACGUCGACUUUGGCGGCACCGUCCGCAGCUUCGCCGGCCGCCUCCAAGAAGAGAAAGACGGACAACGUGCAAAAAUUUUACGCCGUGCAGGUCGGCUUCCGACCCGGCGUCUACACAACUUACGCCGAGUGCGCACAACAGACGGCCGGGUUCAAAGGAGCACUGUUUCGAUCAUUCAUUUCAAGGUCCGACGCAGAAGCAUUCGCGGCUGGCAAGAAGGUCGCGACCCCGUCAGAAGGGCCGGCCAAGUUUUACGCAGUUGCGGUGGGCAACCCCACAGGCAUUUUCAACGAGUGGGACGACGCGGCGGAAGCCAUCAAGGGCGUCAAGGGACCAAAGUACAAGCGAUUCAACAGCCGUGCCGAAGCAGUCGACUACAUCCGAGAACAUGGCAGCAUGGAAGCCGUCAUGGCGCUCGGCGAACGACCGAUGGCCACGACGGCCAGCGGGACGACGAUCGACAUACCGACGCAGGUGAAGAAGCCCACCAAGACGACGCGGGUGCCGCCACCGCUCGCGUUCCCGCAGGUACAGGAGGAUCUGAUCCGGGUGUACACGGACGGCAGCAGCCUGGCCAACGGCAAGGCCGGCGCGCGGGCGGGCGUGGGCGUCUUCUUCGCGGUGGGGGACGCGCGCAACAUCUCGGAGCGGCUCGAGGGCGAGCCGCAGACGAACCAGCGGGCGGAGCUGAUGGCGAUGCUGCGUGCGCUGCAGGUGUGCCCGGUGGCCAAGACGGUCAAGAUUGUGAGCGACAGCCAGUACUCGAUCAACUGCGUGACGCAGUGGGCGGCGAGCUGGAAGAAGAAGGGCUGGCUGACGGCGACGGGCGAGCCUGUCAAGAACCAGGACAUCAUCCGCGCGGUGCUGGCCAAGAUGGAGGAGCGCGGCAAGGCGGGCGGCGCGACGCAGUUUGAGUGGGUAAAGGGCCACGCCGCCGAUCGGGGGAAUCAGGCGGCGGAUGCCCUGGCCGUACGGGGUGCGAAGAUGUAA
Cordyceps fumosorosea ARSEF 2679 is the source of this 1218-nucleotide messenger RNA. Its product is annotated as Ribonuclease H-like protein. Gene Ontology annotation, molecular function: nucleic acid binding; RNA-DNA hybrid ribonuclease activity. The transcript has 2 exons. Gene Ontology annotation, biological process: DNA replication, removal of RNA primer. NCBI's taxonomy places the organism in Eukaryota, Fungi, Ascomycota, Sordariomycetes, Hypocreales, Cordycipitaceae. Bases 1 to 1218 code for a protein of 405 amino acids. The record is from RefSeq and is a predicted model, not a curated record.